AACAUAUACCACUGUGAUGACAUGAGUGGCCCCUCUUAACAUGUACUUUUCUUAAAAACUGAUAAUUGAGUGUUGUGAUACCCAGGUCUGUGUUUUGUUGUUGUCUUCCAGGGCUUCAGUUACUUGAUAUUCUGCCAAAAUUAAGGGAGCAGGAGGAUGAAGACUUGAUUAUUCAAUGUGAAGCUUUUGAAGAGGCAAUGGCUGAAGAUGAGGAGGAGCUGCUGCGAGUGUACGGUGGCAUUGAUAUGAGUAAUCACCUGGAGGUCUUCACUACACUCUUCAACAAGGUGAGCAGCUCUCCAGCCUCUCUCCAGCUGCUCUCCAUCCUGCAGACAUUGUUGGUUCUGGGGCCAGGCCGCUCGGAUAUCUGGCUGGCUCUGGAGUCCAUCACUAACAGAGCAAUACUGUUGGCCCAGGAUUCUCAGAUGGAGUCCUGUGAGAAGAUCAUGCAGCGUCUGAUGUUCUCCAAAGGCAAGAGCUGUGAAGGUCGUGAUGAAGUGGACACACAGCUGGUCAGAGCGGACAAGGCUGUGCAGACUGAUGUGGAUCAUCAGGACAAAGAGAAGCCACUCAAAAGCACAACGUCCUCUCAGAUGCCACUGUGUGCCUCUCCUCCUCCUCCACCUCCACCUCCACCUGCUCCUCCUCUACCCCCAAGUAUGACUGGGCUCCAACUCCAAGGUGCUAACCAGUGCCCACCUCCACCUCCACCACCUCCUCCUCCACCGCUACCUGGAGGAUUCGGUGGACCUCCACCGCCUCCUCCCUUGCCUGGAAUGCCUCCGCCACCGCCACCACCACUGCCCUGCGGUCCAGGCAUGCCUCCGCCGCCACCUCCGCCACCCUUGCCAGGGAUGGGAGGCGGACCACCACCACCACCUCCCUUACCUGGCAUGCCGCCUCCGCCGCCUCCUCCUGCAGGCAUGAUAGUGGCUCAGAGCAGCCACACCCUGGGGUGUGGUGCUCCCACAAAGGCAAACCGAUACCCCACUUUGAGGAUGAAAAAGCUCAACUGGCAGAAACUCCGUGCUGUAACUGAUGGUCACUCCAUGUGGGCGUCGGUUCAGAAAGAGCCUCCUACUCUGGAGCCGGACUACAGCAGUAUUGAGCAGCUGUUCUGUCUCCCAGUGACCGAGCACAAAGACAAGGGGGCAGCUGCUCCUGUCAAGAAGGAGCCUAAAGAGAUUUCAUUCAUUGAUCCAAAGAAAAACUUGAAUUUGAACAUAUUUCUAAAGCAGUUCAAAUGCACAAAUGAGGACUUUGUAGCCAUGAUUCAGAAUGGGGAUCGAACUAGGUUUGAUGUAGAGGUGUUAAAACAGCUUCUAAAGCUCCUACCAGAGAAGCAUGAGAUUGAAAAUUUGAAAUCCUUCCAAGGAGAAAAAGAGAAGUUGGCGAAUGUGGAUCGCUUCUACACCUCUCUCAUCGCUGUGCCAUGCUAUCAGUUAAGGAUUGAGUGCAUGUUGUUGUGUGAGGAGACUGCAUCAGUGUUGGAAAUGCUCAAACCCAAAGUCAAGCUGGUAGAGGAGGCCUGCCAGUCUCUCAGGGUGAGCACACUCAUGCCCAGUUUCUGCAGGCUCAUACUUGACGUGGGAAAUUUUCUCAACUAUGGAAGUCACACAGGGAACGCCGAGGGGUUCAAGAUCAGCUCUCUGCUCAAGCUUACAGAGACCAAAGCCAACAAGACCCGCAUUACACUGCUUCAUCACAUCCUGGAGGAAGCAGAGGCAAACCACCCGGAGUUGUUGGCACUGCCAGAUGAUAUAGAGAUCUGUGAAAAAGCAGCAGGAGUGAAUCUGGACUCUGUUCAGUCAGAAGCCAGUGCCUUACUAAAACGGCUGAAUGAGACGGCCAAGAAGGUCUCCAACUCUGUGGAAGAGGUGAAGGAGCAAUAUGCAAAAGUGCUCGAGGAAAGUCUGGAGGCAUGUCGAGCUUUAAAUGAAAGGUUCACUGACAUUGACAAGCAGAGGAGUGAACUGGCUGUCUACCUAUGUGAAGAUGCUAAUAAGCUUUCGCUUGAGGAACUCUUCGGAACCAUCAAGACUUUCCGAGGAUUUUUCAUCAAGGCACUGAAGGAAAACAAAACCAGAAAAGAGCAGGCAGCCAAGGCUGAAAAGAGAAAGAAGCAGCUGGCAGAGGAAGAGUCCAAGAGACAGAAGGGAGAGAAUGGAAAAAUAAUCAAGAAAGGCUUUGUGCCACAGAGCGACGGCUGCAUCAUCGACCAUCUCCUGGCGGAUAUCAGGAAAGGUUUCAGCCUAAGAAAGACCAGGCCAAGGUGCGAUUCGGAAAGCCUCCCUUCAGGUGAAAUGCGUAGGGAUACCUGCCCACCUGGAUCAAGUGUGAAGCCUGCAGGCGAAGAAGCCGCAGAAAUAGCCACCAUUUCCGCUCCCACCAAAUCUCAGACAGGGGGUCACCAAGUCAGCACAGGCGAGGUGAACGGCCUCAUCAGCCCAACAGAAGAGACUCCGUCAGCACCUCAGAGUGCGGCGCAAGGACAAGCUGUUCCCGCAAACACACCCCCAGGAGAACCAGCCACAACAACUGUGGCACCCCUGGAAAGACCUGCAUCACUGCAGGAGGAGCAACACCCAAAGAAACCUGCAGUAUCGUCCCCAGAUAUGACGCAUUCUAACCCUCAGGCAGAAGGGGAACAUCAACCAUGUCUCCCCACAAAUGGUUUUUCAGUAGAUUCAACUGAGACCAGCAUCCUGAGCCCAUCCUCCCUCUCAGAUUCUGACCUGCUCGAGGCCGUGUUGAAUGGCACUUCCAGCCUAGUACCUGAGAAGUUGAUUCCUGAGGAGCCAGUAGACGUUAGUGUGAAUGUUGAGCUCAAGGAAAGCCCUGUUCCUGAUAUAGACAUUAAUGUUACAGAGAGUAGUGAAAGCAAUAUAAUGGGAGGUGGGAAAGGUGAAACUACUAAUAAAAUAAGCCAUUCAAAAGAGACUGUAGGUCUAGACGUGCGAGAAUGCGUUAUUGCAAAAACGUCCGACCAAGAUGAGGUUGUGAGUUGCAAACAGUCGGACCCUAAAAGCAAUGAGAAAACACUCAGUGAGGGCAUCCAGGCAUGUGACGUCCCAGAUGGACUGGAGUCAGAAGAUCUGCCAUCAGUGUCUGAAGCAGAUCCUCCAUCCCUUAAACCCGAACCAAAGAAACAGCAGAGCCUCUUUAAACGAAGCAAAAGGAAGAGUAACCAAGGUAACAGUGGAAAAGGACACACUAAACAUAAAAAAGGCUGUGUGUUGCAGUGAGGUGACUCCAGAAAAAGGAAAUCAAGAGGAAAAAGAAAAUGUUAAUUUCACGGGAGUUGUGAACUGGAAGGACUACAGUAUAUUUUGUGAGACCACAUGAACAUUGACUCCUUCAGGAAGACGCAGAAGUCUUCCUUUUGCAAUGAUUUGUUUUUCUAGAAGAAGAGUAAACGCAUCUAAGGCUGGCUGGGAUCUUCACAGCAUGGAUGUAAACAUGUCACUUUAUGUAAAUGAAUUGUAGUUUGUGUAAGGUCUAUAUGAGUGGUUUUGAUUCUGAACUAUUCAAAAAAAAAAAAAAGUUGAAUAGACCUUUGCUUUGUAUAAUUGUUGUAAUAUGCAGUGAAUGUGUUUUGCUAUUUAUCUUGCAGCACCUAUAGAAAGAAGAGAUGCAGUGUUUGCAAAAAAAUAAUUUAAUUUCACUUAUCAAAACAAAACUGCUUGGAUCUUAUGUCUUAAUUUCUUUAUGUAAUAUUCAAAUGAUCUCUAACGGGAAAUAUAAUGACAAUGUAUACUGGAUUGUAUCUUUUAAUGUUAAAUAUAUUUUAAUAAACGUAAAUUUACA
Thunnus maccoyii (southern bluefin tuna) is the source of this 3807-nucleotide messenger RNA. RefSeq names its product inverted formin-2-like. Gene Ontology annotation, molecular function: actin binding. The transcript has 19 exons. The record is from RefSeq and is a predicted model, not a curated record. Bases 198 to 3245 code for a protein of 1015 amino acids. NCBI's taxonomy places the organism in Eukaryota, Metazoa, Chordata, Actinopteri, Scombriformes, Scombridae.